GCCAGUCUGGACCUUUUCCCUCCAACCUCACUCCCUCCCUCUUUCCCACUACCUAUAAAUACUUGCGCCAACAUUUGGUUCACAUCUUCUCGAGUUGGAAGAGAGAGAGAGAGAGCGAGAAUAAGGAGUGGUAACAGAAGCCUGCGUCCCCACCACCAUUACCACCACAUCGAAAGCAAAACCCUAGAAAUACUCUUUCCAGCCAAAUGAGUCUCUUUGGUCUUGGAAGCAGAAAUCAGAAGACAUUUCGUCCGAAAAAAAAUGCUCCUUCAGGAAGUAAGGGUGCCCAGCUUCAAAGACACAUUGAUGCUACCUUGGGUAGUGGUAACCUGAGGGAAGCUGUAAAGCUACCUCCUGGAGAGGAUCCUAAUGAAUGGCUGGCUGUAAACACUGUAGACUUCUUCAAUCAAGUAAACAUCUUGUAUGGCACUCUUACUGAGUUCUGCACACCAUCCAACUGUCCAACAAUGAGUGCAGGACCAAAGUACGAAUAUAGAUGGGCUGAUGGAGUUCAAAUAAAGAAGCCCAUUGAGGUUUCUGCACCAAAAUAUGUCGAUUAUUUGAUGGACUGGAUUGAAACUCAGCUUGAUGAUGAAUCAUUAUUUCCUCAAAAAUUGGGGACACCAUUUCCUCCAAAUUUCCGAGAUGUUGUUAAGACUAUCUUCAAACGACUGUUCCGGGUAUAUGCCCACAUCUAUCACUCACAUUUUCAGAAGAUUGUGAGUCUCAAGGAAGAAGCUCAUUUAAAUACUUGCUUUAAGCAUUUUAUUUUGUUCACGUGGGAAUUUCGUUUGAUCGACAAAGGGGAGCUUGCACCUCUUUAUGACCUCAUUGAGUCCAUCCUUUCGUAUUGAAAGAUUCUUCUUGUUGGAGAUGACUCUGGUUGUAGCUGGACGCUGUGAAUAAUGAAUAUCCCUUGUUUGAUAUUGCCAAAUUUAUAUUGUGUGGAUCAUCAUGCGAAAUCUACAGUCUUGUGGAUUAGUUUGUAAUCUUCAUUCAUUCGAUUGUUAUUUUAACUUUUACCUACACAUCUCGGAGAACAAUUUUGUUUGGUCAAUUGAUUGACAGAAGACAAAAUCUCUGUAUACAUGUAUACAUGCAUGCAUCUCUCUUGUGGUGUACAUAUGAUACGUCGCGCAGGGAGGCAUUCAUAUUAUGAUA
Messenger RNA from Nelumbo nucifera (sacred lotus), 1161 nucleotides. Its product is annotated as MOB kinase activator-like 1A. The record is from RefSeq and is a predicted model, not a curated record. NCBI's taxonomy places the organism in Eukaryota, Viridiplantae, Streptophyta, Magnoliopsida, Proteales, Nelumbonaceae.